AUUUUAGAGUUUGUGAAAAGUCCCCUUGGAGUUGCCGUACCUUACGAAAGCGAAGGUUAGUUAGCUUGAAAGCUAAUUUCACAUGUCUGCGUGCUGACAUUGAGGCCAAGUAACCUCCAAUUACCAGUGUUUGAUAUCGUCUACAAAAAGUAAAAGGGUCCUCAUCAUCAUGGUUACUGGGAAGCGGCUCGCUGACAUCGGCUAUCGGGUCUUCUCUGGCUCGAUGAUGUUGCUGACGGUCUAUGGAGGAUACCUGUGUGCGUUAAGAGGAUACCGCUACAUGCAGAGGCAAAAACAGCUGAAACUGGCAGCAGAAAACCAAGAUCCUGAAAUCAUCAAAGACUGAUACAUGAUGGACUGCUUUUCUUUGUUUGCACAGAUGUGGACAUUUCCCAUUCCUCUUGCCAAUUCUCAUCCAUCACCAAAUAAUGAAGUCAAAUCUUCUCUGGAUGUUCUUUUGAUUUCUGUGAGGGUAAAGAGCCCAAACAAGGAAGACGUGUUGUCAUAAGAUCUUCAAGAAAAUUUAUUAUGAUCAUAUUUGCAUCAAUGACCUGCUUAAAAUCCCUGUUAUAGGCGGCACUGUUUGGAGUCAAGAUGGCUGUAAUUGUUUGUAUUAUAUUAAAUUAAAUGCCUUUAAAACA
This is a messenger RNA of Cheilinus undulatus (humphead wrasse), 641 nucleotides long. RefSeq names its product cytochrome c oxidase assembly protein COX14 homolog. The transcript is spliced from 2 exons. Bases 170 to 346 code for a protein of 58 amino acids. Lineage: Eukaryota; Metazoa; Chordata; Actinopteri; Labriformes; Labridae. The record is from RefSeq and is a predicted model, not a curated record.